AUGGGCUCUGUCGACCCUCCCAACUGUGAUGUCCUGAUUAUUGGAGGGGGCAUCUUCGGCACCAGCACUGCAUACCAUCUCACCCUCAACUAUGCAGAUCCAUCACGCAUCACCGUUUUGGAUCGGGCACCCGUACCCUCGCCACAGGCUGCGUCCUCGGACAUCAACAAAAUCGUCCGUGCGGAUUACAGCAAGGCAUUCUACAUGGACUUGGCCUACGAAGCCAUGGAGUAUUGGGUCGACGAUCCACUGAUGAAGCCAUACUUCCACCAAACGGGGUGGGUGAUGUUGGACGAGGAGGGCAGCGACCUGGCAGACCGUAUUCGGAAGAAUUUUCGAGAAAGUGGUCGUCCCGAUACAUCUGCCGAUAUCUCCCUCGAGGAGGUCAAGUCGAAUUGGGGCGGUGUCCUCUCUGGAAUAGAUACCACUGGAUACAGCAAGGCCUACACAAAUUCCAGCGCCGGCUGGGCUGACGCUUCUUCCGCCGUGGCGGCCAUGAUGAACGAAGCUGUCAAGGUCGGUGUCAAGCACGAGGUAGGAGAAGUGCAUGAGUUGCUCAGUGAUGGUGACAAGCUGACCGGUGUCCGCACGGCUGAUGGGCGGACAUUCACUGGUGACAAGAUUGUUCUAGCUACAGGAGCAUGGACGCCAUGGCUGAUGGCACCACUGGAGAAGAAGAUGGCCAUUCCACAAGAAAACAGCGUCCAAAGACAGAUUCAGGCUGCGGGGGUGUGUGUGGCCGCAUUCAAGGUCUCCGAAGAAGAGGCUCGACGCUACUCGCAGAUGCCGGUCUUGAUUUACGGGGCACGAGGCGAGGCCAUGCCCGUGAAUGAACAACGGCUCUUCAAGUUCACGAAUGCCAACACGUUCCUCAAUACUCAACCUCACCCAGAGACAGGCCAGAGCAUCUCUGUCCCGGCACCCGACCAACAUUCUGUCCCUGAAGCGCUGAAGCGGAAAUCCAUCGAGAUCAUCCGCCAGCGCGUCCCACAGAUGCUCGACGAGGGCAGGGUACCGGACGAGUGGCGCCUCUGCUGGGACGCCAUCUCAGCCGAUCAAAACCAGCUGAUCGCGCGGCAUCCUGACCCGCGAUUGUCGAACCUCUACUUCGCCACGGCCGGAUCAUUUCACAGCUGGAAAUUCCUGCCCAACAUCGGCAAGUAUGUCGUCAACGUGCUGGAUGGUAAGUCGAAUGGGCCCGAAAGGGACGAGACCUGGAGUUGGAAGAGAAGGUUCAGUGAAAGAGGAGCCCACGAGAAAGUGCUCCCGAAGGGAGAACUGAAGGAUUUUCAGUGA
This is a messenger RNA of Fonsecaea erecta, 1296 nucleotides long. RefSeq lists its product as hypothetical. The record is from RefSeq and is a predicted model, not a curated record. The transcript has a single exon. Lineage: Eukaryota; Fungi; Ascomycota; Eurotiomycetes; Chaetothyriales; Herpotrichiellaceae. Gene Ontology annotation, molecular function: sarcosine oxidase activity; flavin adenine dinucleotide binding; saccharopine oxidase activity. The coding region runs from base 1 to 1296 and encodes 431 amino acids.